Myxocyprinus asiaticus (Chinese sucker) is the source of this 4995-nucleotide messenger RNA. Its product is annotated as myotubularin-related protein 3-like. Gene Ontology annotation, molecular function: phosphatidylinositol-3,5-bisphosphate 3-phosphatase activity; protein phosphatase binding; metal ion binding. The transcript is spliced from 20 exons. The record is from RefSeq and is a predicted model, not a curated record. NCBI's taxonomy places the organism in Eukaryota, Metazoa, Chordata, Actinopteri, Cypriniformes, Catostomidae. The coding region runs from base 220 to 3513 and encodes 1097 amino acids. Gene Ontology annotation, biological process: dephosphorylation; regulation of autophagy.
UCGCGUCACGUGACUGGAGCUGUGCAGCCGAGAGCGGAUUACUGUCAUUGUUUACAUUCUCUUUACCGUCGCAUUUCUCAUUGUACUCCGGUUUUACCGCAAGACUGCACAUCUCUUGCGACUAACGCAAAGCCCAGGUUGUUCAGUGUGGUUACGAUCCAAGACUGAGGCCUGCUACCCUCUGAACUGUGAACCUCUCUGCCCAGCUCUCCUUGGGCCAUGGUUGAAGAGGGGCAGCAGAGAUCGGAGGCCAAUGGGAGCACAGUUCUUGAAGACCAACACUUACAGGUCCCGUUCCCAGUGCUGCAUGGAGAGUGUGUGGAACAUGUCGGGAGGGGAGAGGGGUCUGUUAUUGCCUUAACCAGCUACCGCCUUCACAUCAAACUACAAGACAAUGUCAUCAGUGUUCCUCUGAAGCUUAUAGAAAGUGUGGUGUGUCGUGAUCUGACACAACUGCACCUGACUUGCAAAGACUGCAAAAUUAUAAGGUGUCACUUCCUGUCACCAGAGCAGUGUCAGGAUUGGUUGAGAAGGAUCACUGCUGUCAUGCGUCCGCCGGCAAGACUAGAGGAGCUCUUCGCAUUUACCUUUCUCUCGUGCAGUACAAGUGUGUCUGAUGAGGAGAGAGAACUGCAUGAUGGGAUCUGCCGUGCAGGAGGACAUCAGUGGAGGUUUAAGAGUGAGAUGGAGCGGAUGAGCUUUGACACACACAGUGCCUGGAGAAUCUCCAACAUCAACAGCAACUACAGGUUGUGUGCCAGUUACCCCAAGCAGAUUGUUGUGCCUGCUGCAAUCACAGACCAAGAACUGGAAAACAUAGCGGCAUUCCGAUCUGGGAAGAGAAUCCCAUCUGUUGUUUACAGACACCAGAGUUCGGGCGCUGUGAUUGGUCGAUGUGGGCAACCUGAAGUCAGCUGGUGGGGGUGGCGUAACGCUGACGAUGAGCGUAUGAUUCAGGUCAUUGCGAAAGCUUGCGCCACAGAUCCGCACAUGAAUGGCUCGUGCGUUCAACAUCAUGUGAACGGUACCAUCAGCGACUCUGACACUCACGUGGCCAAUGGGAACAUGGCGACAGAGCUCAGUGCCACAUCCCCUCAGAAGCUGUUAAUAAUGGACGCCAGGUCGUACGCUGCGGCAGUAGCCAAUCGAGCGAAAGGGGGCGGCUGUGAAUGCCCAGAGUACUACCCUAACUGUGAGGUGAUGUUUAUGGGUAUGGCCAACAUCCACUCCAUCCGCAAGAGCUUCCAGUGUUUGCGUACUCUCUGUGCUCAAGACCCUGAUCCGGUCAAUUGGCUGUCUGCUGUGGAGGGCACUAAAUGGCUCCAGCACUUGUCUCUGCUGUUGAAGGCGUCUCUUCUGGUGGUGAAUGCAGUGGAUCGGGACCACAGGCCCGUCCUGGUGCACUGCUCUGAUGGCUGGGACAGAACGCCGCAGAUUGUGGCUCUAUCCAAACUGCUUCUGGAUCCAUUCUACAGGACCAUUGAGGGUUUUCAGGUGCUGGUAGAGAUGGAGUGGUUGGAUUAUGGUCAUAAGUUUGCCGAUCGCUGCGGUCACGGGGAGAACGAGGAUCCGAACGAGCGUUGUCCAGUGUUCCUGCAGUGGCUGGACUGUGUACAUCAGCUUCAGAGACAGUUCCCAUGCUCCUUUCAGUUCAACGAGGCCUUCCUGGUGAAGUUAGUUCAGCACACAUACUCGUGUCUGUUUGGGACGUUCCUGUGUAACAGUGUGAAGGAGCGCGAGGAGCGGUGUGUUCAGAAAAAGACGUGUUCUGUGUGGACUCUCCUGAGACCUACAAACCCAGCCUUCCACAACAUCCUUUAUUCACCACGAUCUGAGGCGGUUUUGCACCCCGUGUGUCACGUGCAGAAUCUGAUGCUAUGGAGUGCCAUCUACUUGCCUAACUCUGCCCCCUCCACACCCUCUGAUGAGUCAUGUGUGCCAUACUUCGCCCCCUUAGCCACACCUGCAAGCAGAUUACCAAAGACUCGGUCAUACAACGACUUGCCCGCAUCUUGUGAGAGUUUAACCUCUGCGAUUCCAAACCGCCGCAGCAGUGACCCCAACCUGACUGAAAAGUGGCAAGACCACACGCUCACCCGGGAGAUCACCAUGACAACAAAACCCGACAUGACCAGCACUCAGACGUCAGAAAGUAGCGCAGAUGACAGUCUCAAUAAUUCAAUGACAGCACUGGAUUAUCGACUCAACUGGACAGUAUGUGAAAUCAACGAUAGUAAUUCUGAAAUGUUAAACUGUGACCUACGAGGUAACAUGGGGAUUUCUGUGGAGAAUGGAGUGACUGACAGCCAAAUUAAGAAUAUCUUACAGGAAGCAAAGGAAGAGGACAACAGGAAGUUGGACCUUCUAAUCAACACACCUUCCUGCGAUAUUCCAGACGACUCUGCUGUAAAUGUCAUGAUUGGCGCUACACACUCAGACGCAAGUGAGACGAACAGUGAGGACCGAGUGUGUGGGGCAUCUGAGGAGCUUGAAGAUCAAGCUGUGGAAAUUGCCAUCGAUAAAUCCCUGACACCCAAUGUUUGCUCGCCCUCGUCCCAUUCUGCCCUUUACACAAACGGAAACAGUGAGUCAGAAAUGGACGGGUUACACCUUGACAAUGAAAUGCCCUGUGCCAACGUGUCAACCCAUGAUCCCUUACAAUCUAGCAGCAAAUCUUCAAUGGAGAAUCACACCCCAUACACACAUCCACCAUCACACACUUCGUCUGAGCCGCCAAAAUCACCCAAAACUCUUAACGGCAUCCGCUCACCUCCCCAAUGUCCCGUUCAUCCUCUCUCUCCACCGUCGAGCAAUCAGGACAGCCCUCUGUCUUACCAUGGCAGCUGUGCCGAGACCUCAGCAGCAGGUGACGGUUUUCUAUUGACGUCCCACAAUCAUUCGGCUGGUGUUUUGGUGCACGGGCCUGCAGUAGCUCAGCAGUUAACGCCAUUAGAUCACCAGGAUAAGGACGGGUUGAGUUUUCACAGUGACGCCGUACAGGUGCGUCUGAGGCAGAUGGAGGCAGGGCAUCAAUUGCAGGUGGAGAUGCUGAAGAAACAGGUGCAGGAGCUGUGGAGCCGUUUACACGUCAACGGGAAACUGACGUCUCUUCCGGACGGCGAGAAUAAUGUUGAUUCUGGCUGUUUGUCACGCUGCAGUACUGAACUCUUGUCACAAUCCAACUGGGAACAGAUCAAACAACAGGACACAGAGGUUACACACUGGUACUCAGAUCACCCAGCAUCCCGUUGCUAUGGUUGCGAGAGGACAUUUUGGCUGGCGACAAGAAAACAUCACUGCAGUGGCAGAGAGCCUGUUGAAGAAGCCUGGAACUGUGGGAAUGUGUUCUGCGCCAGCUGCUGCGAGAAGGUGACGGUCCCAAGUCAACAGCUCCGUGAGCCAAACCACAUGUGCCAGGCGUGUUACGGGCACCUCCGACCCUCGGGCGUGCCCCCUGCACUGCCCCCCGCUGACCUGGAGCUUGAGAAACCCAUUACUGCCAGCUCGAACUAGAACUACAUCUCAAAUAAAACAAUAUGAGAAGCCCAAAGCUGACUAAAUAUCACUGAGAAAGGGACAGUCCACACAACAGUUAAUAUUCUGUCAUCAUUUACUCACCCACAUGUUGUUCCAAACCUGCAUGACUUUCUUUAGUGGAAAACAAAACAAAAUGCUUAGCAGAAUGUUCAUGCUGCUCUUUGCUACUAGGGUAGGAUUGUACCAGCUGUAUGUAAAGACUCACUGAAGUUUGUUUAAGCUUAGUCACUCUUUCAAGUGAUUUUAUUAAGGAAAAUGUAGAAAAUUGUACCACACAAUUUGGGCAAAUUAGCUUCAGAAAAGGUGACUAGCUGAAAGGUGAGUAGUUUGCAUCCCUGCAUUUUAAUAUCCUAUAUAUUUACAUAUAUGUCAUGCUGAAGAGCAUCAAAGAAGUCUGUUUUUUUCAUUAUGUUCUCCCUUGUUAACGUAAACGAGUGUGAAUGUCAACAUCAUCAUAAAUGUCUAAACGAUUGAAGUCUGUUGUCCAAAACAUGACCUCAUUGAUGUCAUUUAAUCACAUAAAAGUUGUCUGUAUGACUGUUGCGUAAUAUUCCAAGUCUUUUGAGGUCAUACGAUAGCUUUUUGUAAGGAACAUACAGGAACGCAAGUUGUUUUUCCACUGAUGAUCUUCUCCUCCAGUGAAGCUCUUGAAUCACAUUCUCAAAAAUCUCAAAUUUGGUGCCGUUCCUCACACAAAGCUAUCAUAUGACUUCAGAAGACUUGGAAUAUAGCACACGAGUCGUACAGACUAUUCUGAUUAUACUUUUUUGGAGCAUGACAGUAAAAAAAAAAAAAAUCCACUUAUGUUGAAUGGAAACAGAAGCUCAGACAUUCUGCUUAACAUCUCCUUUUGUGUUCCACUGAAGAAAGUAAUACAGGUUUAAAACAACAAAUAUGUAAGUAAACUUGCAUCCUCUUCCUGUAACAUGCAUUCAAGACUUCUUACUCUUGUACUUUAAUCUUAAAUUAUCUAGAACUCUUGAACCUUUGAUAGAUUCAGUCUGACUCUAGAAUCUGGAGCCGGAUGAUUUUUGCACAUCUUUAUGAAAUGUAUAUGUAGCUAUAUUAGGUCACGUGUACAGUCAAUGAUGAGCAUUGUGUAAUGAAAUCUGAAUACAAGUGCUGGCGGACUAUAUGGAGUUUCAUGAACUUGAGCAAUACUUAACGGAUCUUCAAAACAUCGAGGAGUGUUCGGCUGUAUGAAAAAAUAUUCUGGCUGAUCCGUGUUUGGAUACAUAUCUGAAACAUGUCUGCUGGUUGAGGGGCUCCAUGUAUCUGACCUGAUGAAAUCUCCCUGAAUGCUGCUCUCUCUCUCUCUCUCUCUCAGAUUUACUCUAUCGCUGGACAGAUGAUGAUGUACGAGCUGUCUACUGCUGCUAAUGCUGUUGCUUAUAGUGUCUGUGGCACGCUGAGACAUUUGUGUGAAUUAAAUUAAAGCACAACACACUGCCAACCUGC